This is a messenger RNA of Hydractinia symbiolongicarpus, 2254 nucleotides long. RefSeq names its product adhesion G protein-coupled receptor B1-like. The transcript has 10 exons. The coding region runs from base 6 to 1535 and encodes 509 amino acids. The record is from RefSeq and is a predicted model, not a curated record. NCBI's taxonomy places the organism in Eukaryota, Metazoa, Cnidaria, Hydrozoa, Anthoathecata, Hydractiniidae.
UAUAUAUGAAGGAUAUAGCUUCUAACAGAACACAAAUUGGAAAAGCUUCAACUAAACCAACUGAUGCGCAGACAAUACAACGAAUACACCAACAUAACAUUGCAAUUUGUGGUACGAUGAUGAAGUUUAUCCUCCAGUCUUUGAUGUUGUGCGUAAUAUUUUUUACAACGCGAGCAACAGAAGGUCAGUGGUCUAACUGGGGCCCAUAUGGUACUUGCAGUGAAACUUGCCAAUCAAAUAUUAAGACAGACCCUACUCAAUCCAGAACCAGAACAUGUAAUGGUGGAACUUUUGGGACAACAUGUCCUGGAAGUGGCGUAGACAUACGUAACUGUAAUGUUGGAGUUGGUUGUCAAGGAAGUCUUACACAAUGGUCUGCAUAUGGUGCAUGCUCUGCUACAUGUCAGACAGGAAUUCAACCUCCAACUCAACAAAGAAGACGCACUUGUGAAAGAGCUACAUUCGGAGGAAAUUGUAAUGGUGCUGUGUUAGUUCAAAUUACUGACUGUAAUGUAGAAGUAGCUUGCACAGGAAAUCUUACACAAUGGUCGAAAUACGGUGCAUGCUCUGGAACCUGUCAUACAGACCUUCAACCAAUAACCCAACAGAGAACACGUAUUUGUGUUGGAGCUACGUUCGGAGGAAAUUGUAAUAAUGCUAUUUUAGUUGAAACUACUAAUUGUGACGUUGACGCACCUUGUGCUGGUCAAUGGUUUAAAUGGGGUGCGUAUGAUACUUGUAGUACGACGUGCCAAUCAAAUAUCAAUGUUCCCCCUACUCGAUCCAGAACAAGAACAUGCAAUGGUGGAAGAACAACAUGUUCUGGAAGUUCCGUUGAGACGCAGUUCUGCAAUGUUAGAGUUGCGUGUCAAGGAAAUGUUACGUCAUGGUCUGAUUACAGUGCAUGUUCUUCUACAUGUCAGCCAGUUUUUAAUACUCCAACUCAACGCAGAACUCGUACUUGUGUGGGAGCCACGUUCGGAGGAGAUUGCAAUGGUGCUUCACUAAACGAAAGUAUUUAUUGUAAUUUAAACGUAGCUUGUCCAGGUAAGCUCUCACCUUGGGAACAAUGGGGUGCAUGCAGUGAAAGUUGUCAGGGUAAUUCAAAUGUUGCUCCUACAAAAUCAAGAGCAAGAAAUUGCUCAGAAGCAACUUUUUAUGGAAACUGUAGAGGUGCCAGUCUCACAGAAAGCAAGACUUGUAAUGCAGGAGUUGACUGUCAAGAUGGUGAUCAGGAUAAAAAUAAAACUAUCAUCAUUGUGGCUAGUGCUUCGAUCGUCUCCACAUUGAUUCUCAUUCUAAUUAUAUUUUUAAUUGUGAAGUUUAAAGCUAAAAUCACUUGUGGAACCAAAUCACAAAAUAGCAAUAAAAAUGAAGGCGCAAAUGAUAAGUACGAUGACGUUGCAGAAACAAACUCACCAUCAGCCGUACCACCAAAAGUCUAUGCCGAGCUGACACCGAUCUCUGAGAACUUCGAUGACUACCAAGAAAUUAACUUAUAUCAAAACAGCGUUCAAGCGAAUACUGGUGUCUAACUCCCUAAUUUUUUUUUGACUAACUUAUGAUUUGAAAAAUGCGGCGCAUAUUUCUUGAAUUCAAACUAAGCGUUUUUUGACAUGUCCAAAUAUUUACUUCCCAAUUUUCGGUGAAUCAUGGUGUGCGGAAGCCAGUGAAAGUUAAUAUAAAAAUAUUUGACUUGUCAAAAAAAGCCUAGUUUGAACCUCCAAUUUAUCGUUUUCCUACAUAAAAUUGUAUUAUUAUUAACAGUAAUCAAUGCAUAGGAAAUGGCUCACGUGCCCUCAAUAAAGCUUUCUGGUGCGAAUAUAUUUAAAAUCACAAUCCUACUACAAAAUAAACUUUUCAACCCUAUUUACAAGCUCGUGAGCUUGUAUUAAAACGCAAAUUUGUCCUACAAGAAUGGAAAUUUUUGCCUCUCUGAGCACCGACACGGGAGUAGUCGUGUGUUCGAAUCUCAUCUUGGUCACUAUUUUUACUUUUUUUUUUCUUUUCACUAUCUUGCCUGCGAGGGUGUGUUUCCAACUCGUAACUAACUAACCAAAUGGUCAAUCGCAACGUCACAGAUUUAAACUUCGUAACUAAACUCUCUAAGUACUUGGUCUAAGUACUUUUUAGCCAUUCUGAACAUUCUUCAAAGCUAUAAUUGCUAACAUCCUUUGUAUUGUCCAUGUUUAUAAACUUUAAUAAUCGAUAUCAUAAAUAAACUAUAUACUUUUGCAAUAUACAACGUUUUUCU